AUGACGUGGACCCCCCGGAAAACGGCCACGUUUUUUUUUUACACCCCGAGCCCACCUGGUCGCCAGGUGGGCCCGAUCGUGGAUAGCGUGCAGUGGCCGCGCGGGCCGAGAUACGCUGCACAGGAGGUCCCUGGACGUCGACCUCGUUCCUCGGCCGAGUCGAGGGCGCUGGAGGCCCCGCGCCGCCGGCGUCUGCAGCCGCCCCGCCCGCUUGGCGGGCGGCGGCGCCCGCCCGCUUGGGUCGCCGCAGCGGCGCUCGUCACGGCGCCGUUGAUUGCUCUUCAGUUUGGGCCAGCGGAGGGUCCCAUGCACUUGAAGGAUGUUCUUCUGUCCUAG
This is a messenger RNA of Prorocentrum cordatum, 336 nucleotides long. The record is from the annotation of a GenBank genome assembly. NCBI's taxonomy places the organism in Eukaryota, Dinophyceae, Prorocentrales, Prorocentraceae.